Molecule: messenger RNA, 2505 nt
Organism: Panthera uncia (snow leopard)
Lineage: Eukaryota; Metazoa; Chordata; Mammalia; Carnivora; Felidae
Gene: SYTL2
Product: synaptotagmin like 2
Exons: 7
Coding region: 495-1946 (483 amino acids)
Biological process (GO): exocytosis; intracellular protein transport
Cellular component (GO): plasma membrane; exocytic vesicle
Molecular function (GO): neurexin family protein binding; small GTPase binding
Source: RefSeq, a predicted model, not a curated record
ACAGCCGCGGGGCGACACCUGGACUGCCCCGCGAGAGUGCGGGGGUAGAGCUGCAGGCGCGCCUUCGCGGGAGAGGAGGCUCCGAGCGCCGGGUCCCGAGGAAGGUAGGUGAUGCUCGGAUCUUGCUGCCUCUCCUCAAGUCGAUGAUCUGGACGGAAGGAGAAUCAGUUGUGUCUAAAACUGGUCCAGAGUGGGAGUGUGAGUAGGAAUGCCACCGUAGGAACAAGUGACCUGUCUGGCAAGGAAUUCAUCAUCCUUCUGAGAGCCUCUUCUCCACCUUGUCCCACAGGCCACCACUUCCUCGCUGAAGAGGGUGCGGAGGAUUUUGCAAUCAGUCACCUAAAACUUUAGCUGAGCCAACACAAGACUUUUGUUGCAGAACUGAACAAGAUAUUAUUUCACUUAAUUUUUGCGUCUUUUAAUCAUUUGAACUACAGUCAUAGUUGUUUUGCUUUGAGAAUUGUAAGCCGGAUUUGUUGCUAUUAUCUUUGUGUAUGCGUCUCAAAAUGAUUGACUUGAGCUUCCUGACCGAGGAGGAGCAAGAAGCCAUCAUGAAGGUUCUGCAGCGGGACGCUGCUCUGAAGAGAGUGGAAGAGGAGAGAGUCAGACAUUUGCCUGAAAAAAUUAAGGAUGACCAACAGUUGAAGAAUAUGAGUGGCCAGUGGUUUUAUGAAGCCAAGGCAAAAAGGCACAGAGACAGAAUUCAUGGUGCAGAUAUCAUCAGAGCAUCCAUGAGAAAGAAGAAGCUCCAGGUAGCAGCUGAGCAGAGUAAGGACAGAGCAAAUGAGGCAAAGGAAAGCUGGGUGAAUAAUGUCAACAAAGAUGCUAUCCUUCCCCCAGAGCUAACUGGUGCUCUAGAAGAGCCAGAGGAUGUAGCACCAGCAAGCCCAAGUUCUAGCGUGGUAAAUCCAGCUUCCACCGUGAUUGAUAUGUCCCAGGAAAACACAAGGAAGUCAGCUGUGUCUCCGGCUAAGCAAAGGAAGAACCCAUUUAAUAGCUCCAAGUUGCCAGAAGAUCACUUAUCUCAACAAACCAAAAGUGAGCCGUCAAAAAAUGGAAAGGCUGGUUUCUUUCAGACUUCAAAAGAAGGUGAAUUGUCAGAGUCAAAAGAAGAAUCGUCGAUCCCAGAUAUUUCAAGCCAAAAUUUAGAGAAACCAAAGCAGACAUUUCCAGGCCCUGAGAAUGGAUCUCAGAUCAAAGCUCCAAUCCCCAAAGCCAGGAAAAUGCUCCACAAAUCACAUGAGUUAAAGCAAGAUGAUAACCAGCCUUUUCCUAGACAAAGGACAGACUCCCUGGGUGCAAGGGGGGCUCCGAGAGGGAUCCUGAAGCGCAACUCCAGUUCUAGCAGCACAGACUCUGAAACGGUUCGUUUUCAUCAGAAUUUUGAACCCAAAAGCAAAAUUGUGUCACCUGGCCUAACCAUCCAUGAGAGAAUUUCUGAGAAGGAGCAUUCCUUGGAAGAUGACGACUCUUCAAACUCCCUGGAGCCAUUAAAACAUGUGAGAUUCUGUGCAGUGAAGGAUGAACUCCCACAGAGCCCUGGGCUAAGCCAUGGCCGGGACAUAGGAGAAUUUAGUGUUUUAGAAUCUGAUAGAUUGAAGACUGGAGCAGAAGAUAAAGUGGACGUAGAUGAGUUUUGGAAUGACCCUAAACCUCCCCAGUACAGAAAGCCUUUGCCUUUACAUCAAUCAGCCUCAAGCCCAAGUGCAUCAAAAAAUGAAACAUGUCAACCAAUGACUUCUGGUUCUUUUCCAAUUAAUGGGCACCGUUCUCCCUCACAAGUUUUAACUACAAGACCAGAGUCCAUUGAGAAUUCACCUACCAUCAAUGAACACAAAGCCAAACCAUCAGAACUGUCAAGGCUUAAAUCAGAAUUGUCCAAAAGCCCUGCUGGUAAGAGUUGUUACUACCAGGCUAUAAAAACCAACCCAAUGGGUUUGGAAUGACCAAGCCCAGCCCUGUAGAAGCCCCAUUUUGCCUUUUAGACAUUUCAGCUACAAUUCAGGCAGGUGCCAUUGGGGAAUGAUUAUACUACCUUCUAAUGGGUUUGGAGGUAGUAUAAUCACCAGUAAAUAAAGGGAUAACUCAAACUAAAACCAGGCACACCUGUGUGACUCAGUUAAGCAUUGGACUUCAGCUCAGGUCAUGAUCUCAUGGUGAGUUCGAGCCCCACAUUAUGCUCUCUGAUGUGAGCAUGGGUCCCUCUUCUGAUCCUCUGUCUGUCUCUGUCUCUGCCCCUCUCCCCUCAUGCUUGCUUGCUCUCUCUCUCUCUCAAAAAUAAACAAACAUUAAAAAAAACCACACACACACUUUCUGGCCAUUAUGCUUUUCACUAAAAAUUGUUAGCUACCAAUAAUUUAACUAAACAAAUUAUAAUGUUUUGAGUUAAAUCAAGGUGUGUAUAUAGAGUAAGAAUUAAAUAUAUGCUAAUAUCUUUGUACAGGAUAUAUUAUUCAGUUAUUUUAUCAAUUACCAUUUAAUCAAACUUUGAUAUUUUUUUUUGAA